Molecule: messenger RNA, 1389 nt
Organism: Cucurbita moschata (crookneck pumpkin)
Lineage: Eukaryota; Viridiplantae; Streptophyta; Magnoliopsida; Cucurbitales; Cucurbitaceae
Exons: 3
Coding region: 249-1133 (294 amino acids)
Source: RefSeq, a predicted model, not a curated record
ACAGCCUUCAGGAAAAGUUGUUGCCAUGUAGUUUAGCAAGAAAGGUAGUGGUACUGGUACUGGUGGGUUCAAUGGCCUUGCUUUCUGAGUUUCUGAAUAUCACAAUAUUCUUGGUCACGAGGUCUUUUUCGUUUUUCAUGCGUACGUGCUCAUUUAUCUUUAAAACCUUUGUUGUUGUUGUUCAAACUUGGUUGGAGCUGUUGAAGACCUUGGUCAGUUUUCACUUGAAUAUAUUUUGGACCACUUCGAUGUGGAUAAUUGCGUUCGUCUCUCUUCCUGGACGAAUUGUAGUUGCUUUACAGAGGGAAAGGCAGUUGCAACAAAAUUUACAAUUUCUGGAAAUUGAGUUUGAAAAUGUUUUAUGGGAAAGAAAGGAGUUUCAAAAACAUUUUCAGGCUGCUAUGAAAGAGCAGAAGGUGGUGGAAUUGAUGUUGGAUGAACUUGAAAUGAUACAUGAAAAGGCGACCGACAAAAUUUCACACUUAGAAAGUGAGCUGCAUAAAUUGAGAAACGAAAAUCUUCGACUGCAAGAAAUCAAGGGUAAGACAUAUUGGAGCUUAAAAGGUCUUGAUAACAAAGGUGAAGCACAAAAUGCUGGCAGACUUGACAGCGACAUUACCUUUGGUAUCUCAUCAUGCUCAUCCAUCUAUAGUGGCAGCAGCAUUGUUCAAUACCUCUUUCAAAGUGAUAUUUGGAAAGACGAUAAUAUACCUAAAGCAAGAUUGAUCGAACUUUUAGAAUCUGGGUUAAAAUCUGGUCUCCGCUCUCUUAGUUCUGAAGUAUCAAAAGAUGAAGAUGAUAAAGAUGUCGCCGAAACUCUUGAUGAACAGAGAGAGAUUGCGAUUUCCCGAAGUCUAUUCAGUACCUUGUUGUCACUUUUGGUUGGAAUGAUUAUAUGGAAAGCUGAAGAGUCUCACUUGUGCCUGGUUAUGGCACUCUUGUUUGUGGUUAGCAUCUCAUUAAAGAGCGUUGUUGAGUUUUUCACGACCAUAAAGAAUAAACCUGCCUUGGAUGCUGUUGCUCUUUUGAGCUUCAACUGGUUCAUACUUGGAAUACUUGCUUACCCGAUGCUGCCAAAUAUUGCUCGUUUGCUUGUUCCUCUGACCUCGAGGUUUGUUGGACAAACAGUGUAAUGGUUUGGUUUCUCCAUUUUCUGAUCCAAUCUAAACUACUUCCUGCAACUCGAGAGGUACAUCACCUAAUCCCAUUAGACAUUGGAUCAUAAAACUUUAUCUUCUAGUCGUGAAUUUUCCACGUAGCAUGCGAUACAUAGGGGUUUAAAAGUUGUUUAUUCAUCUUUACCAUGAUCUCAAUGUGAAUUUUCAAUAUUGUUUAUAACUUGUACAUGGGUUAGACUAUCUACUUUAAUGUAACUUAUUUGUUUGUUCA